AUGCUAUCAACAGGAGAAAGAUGCUUCAGAUUCUCAAGGCCUAUGGCAUCCCUACACGGUUGGUGGACGCCAUUAGUAAAACCUACGAGGAAACAAGGGCUAAUGUCUCCUCCCUUAAGGGUGAAACUGAAUUAUUCAAAAUCACCACAGGGGUGCUACAAGGAGUACACACUAGCCCCUUACUUGUUCAUAAUAGUUCUGGACUAUGUACUACGAGAGGCUAUCGAGGGUCACCAGGAGAGUCUUGGGCUAACAAUCAAGCCUAGACAAGGACGCACAGUUAAAGCCGAAAAAGUCACCGAUCUAAACUUUGCAGACGACAUUGCUCUUUUCAGCGAUCAGUUUCAACAAACACAAGACCUAAUCAGAAAUGUUGAAGAAGCGUCGGUCUUCUACCAAAUGCAAAGAAGACAAAAUACACGUUCUUUAACCAUCAUGUUAAUCCUGAGCUCACUUGCACAAGACGACGAAGUAAUUGAACCUGUUGAGAACUUCUUCAAGUAUCUUGAUUCAUGGAUCAGUGACUCAGAACAUGACGUCAAGGUCAGAAAAGGCUUUAGCUUCGAUGACUUGCAAUAA
Messenger RNA from Porites evermanni, 579 nucleotides. The record is from the annotation of a GenBank genome assembly. NCBI's taxonomy places the organism in Eukaryota, Metazoa, Cnidaria, Anthozoa, Scleractinia, Poritidae.